Drosophila willistoni is the source of this 1555-nucleotide messenger RNA. RefSeq names its product FK506-binding protein 59 (gene Fkbp59). Lineage: Eukaryota; Metazoa; Arthropoda; Insecta; Diptera; Drosophilidae. The coding region runs from base 120 to 1442 and encodes 440 amino acids. The record is from RefSeq and is a predicted model, not a curated record. Gene Ontology annotation, molecular function: peptidyl-prolyl cis-trans isomerase activity; protein binding. The transcript has 8 exons.
AUCGAUGACAUUCACAACUAUCGCCAAGUUGCUCCACACUAACUGUCUCUGGUGCCUUUUUUCCCAGCAAUUUUUUUUCUUGUUACUUUUGCAACUUGAACUCAACAAGAACGGUUAAGAUGCCUGAAGAAUCAAAGAAAAUCGAUUUGUCUAACGAUGGAGGAGUCCUUAAAGAAAUAUUAAAAGAAGGAACCGGUACCGAAACACCAAACAAUGGUUCUAAAGUUUCGCUGCAUUACACCGGCAGAUUGGUUGAUGGCACCGAAUUUGAUUCCAGCGUGAGCCGCAAUGAGCCCUUUGAAUUCGAGCUCGGCAAGGGCCGUGUUAUUAAAGCCUUCGAUAUGGGAGUAGCCACAAUGAAACUUGGCGAACGAUGCUUCUUAACAUGUGCUCCAAAUUAUGCCUACGGUGCUGCAGGCAGCCCACCAAGCAUUCCACCCGAUUCAACAUUGAUUUUUGAGCUCGAAAUGCUGGGCUGGAAAGGAGAGGAUCUUAGUCCCAAUCAAGAUGGCAGCAUUGAACGGACUAUUCUAGAACAAAGCGAAAAGAAGCGUACACCCAGCGAUGGGGCCUUUGUUAAGGCUCACAUUUCUGGAUCUUUCGAGGGCCGAGUAUUUGAGGAGCGCGAUGUUGAAUUUGAUUACGGCGAGGGCAGUGCCAUUAACCUUAUUGAGGGCCUUGAAAUUGCGUUGGAGAAAAUUAAUGUAGGCGAAACAUCCAAAAUUAAGAUUCAGUCAAAGUAUGCCUUUGGUUUGAAGGGCAACGAAGCCUUUAAGAUUCCACCAAACGCCACAGUGGAAUAUACAGUGAAACUCAACGAUUGCGGCAAAGGCCUGGAAGAAUGGAAAUUGAGUGACGCCGAGCGUAUCGAUGAGGCCAAAGUCUAUAAAGAGAAGGGCACCAACUACUUUAAGAAAGAGAACUGGUCAUUGGCCAUUAAGAUGUAUAAUAAAUGUAAAAACCUAUUACCGAAUACUGCCGAUACCAAUGAGGAGGUCAAGAAGCUAAAGAUUGCUACACACAGCAACAUUGCCCUGUGCCAUCAAAAGUCCAAUGAUAAUUUCGAUGCCAAACAAGAAUGUAAUGCCGUACUUGCCUUAGAUGCCAAUAAUGUUAAGGCAUUGUAUCGUCGUGGACAGUGUAAUUUGAUAAUCAAUGAAUUAGACGAAGCCUUAGAUGAUUUCCAAAAGGUUAUUGAACUAGAACCUGGCAAUAAGGCAGCGGCCAAUCAUGUACUUAUUUGCAAGCAAAAGAUUAAGGAGACCAAGGACAAGGAGAAGAAAUUAUAUGCUAAUAUGUUUACCAAAUUAGCUGCCCACGACAAAGAGACCGAACCCAUAAGAGAAACAGAUGUACUUAGCAAGUGUGGUGAAUGGUCUGAGGAGGAUGCCAAACGUGAAGCUGAGUUGACAUUAGAACGCGAUAAUGUAAUUAUGAUCUAAAUAUUUUUGAAUUUGUCCUUACUACAAAAAAUUCCAACACACACACACAUCUGAAAAUGAAAAACGAUUUAACGUGAAUGCUUACAUUAUAUUUUAAAAAUAUAUACAAAAUA